Molecule: messenger RNA, 1868 nt
Organism: Archocentrus centrarchus (flier cichlid)
Lineage: Eukaryota; Metazoa; Chordata; Actinopteri; Cichliformes; Cichlidae
Product: noelin-3-like
Exons: 6
Coding region: 495-1868 (457 amino acids)
Biological process (GO): signal transduction
Source: RefSeq, a predicted model, not a curated record
CUGGCGCGCCUUCUCUCUGCAGUGACAAAACCGCAGCAGUAGUAGCAGCAGCUCUGAUCUCUGCCUUCUCAUUUUCUGUUGAAUGCUGCCAGCUGCAACUUUUGUCACAUCACAGCUGCCGGUGGUUCCUUCUCACACACAAGCUCAUUCAAAGUCAAGAGAGACGUUUGGAUGAUGUCACAUCCGUGAACAAGGAUCCCUUUAACCAAAACGCAGCUCGGCUUUUCGCUGCUUGCGUGCCCACAAACUUUUUCCUUCUUGCAGUGACGAGGUUUCUCCCCGCUGUCCAUAUGGCAUGCGUAACGGGGACCAGUGGAUGGAUGUACCCCCCUCCUCUACAGGAAGCCACGGUUGUUACCAGAGCAUAGUGGACCUGGUAGCACGAGCACUCGGACAAAAAACUUGCGUGAUUGUUUUUUGUUUGUUUGUUUGCUUGCUUGUUUGUUCGGGGCGCGGAGGAGGUGGAGGAGGGAUACGUUGUAGCAGCCGGCAGAAUGUGGUCGCUGUCCGUGGUCCUGAAUCCGCUGCUGUUUCUCCUGGUGUUCGGAUACUGCCCUACGGUGACCAUCAGGCCAAAGGAAGGGUGGCAGGUGUACAGCUCAGCUCAGGAUGCAGAUGGGCGUUGCAUCUGCACAGUGGUGGCUCCUGAACAGAAUCUGUGCUCCAGAGAUGCCAAAGGCAGGCAGCUCCGCCAGCUCCUGGAGAAGGUGCAGAACAUGUCACAGUCAAUCGAGGUGCUGAACCUGCGUACGCAGAGGGACUUUCAGUAUAUCAUGAGAAUGGAGAGCCAGAUCAAAGGACUGCGGUCAAAGUUCCGGCAGAUCGAAGCAGAUAGGAAGACACUCGUCAACAAAAACUUUCAGGAGCUAAAGGGGAAAAUGGAGUCCUUGCAGCCGCUGAUCCCAGUCCUGGAGCAGUACAAGACAGACGCCAAGCUCAUCUCCCAGUUCAAAGAGGAGAUCAGAAACCUGUCUGGUGUGUUGAUGGGCAUUCAGGAGGAGAUGGGAGCCUAUGACUACGAGGAGCUGCAACAAAGGGUCCUAAACCUGGAAAAUAGGCUUCGCAACUGUAUGAGUAAACUCACAUGUGGCAAGUUAAUGAAGAUCACCGGCCCACUGACGGUGAAAACUUCAGGCACCAGAUUCGGAGCCUGGAUGACCGACCCACAGGCAUCUCCCAAAAACAAUAGGGUCUGGUACAUGGACAGCUACACCAACAACAAGAUAGUAAAAGAGUAUAAGUCCAUCGCUGAUUUUGUGUCAGGAGUUGAAUCCAGAACCUACAAUCUGCCUUUCAAAUGGGCUGGAACAAACCACGUGGUAUACAACGGCUCUCUGUACUACAACAAGAUGCAGAGUAACAUCAUCGUGAGGUACAGCUUCGAGACAGGUCGCGUGGUCACGCAGAGGGCUUUGGAGUCGGCAGGCUUCCAUAACGUGUAUCCGUACACCUGGGGAGGCUUCUCAGACAUUGACUUGAUGGCAGAUGAGCUGGGACUGUGGGCCGUGUAUGCAACAAACCAAAAUGCUGGCAACAUCGUCAUCAGCCAGCUGAAUCCGGACACGCUUCAGAUCAUCAACACAUGGAACACAGAAUACUCAAAGAGGAAUGCAGGCGAGUCUUUUAUGAUCUGUGGGACUCUCUACAUCACUAAUUCCCACCUGACGGGAGCCAAGGUGUACUAUGCCUACUCCACUAAAACAUCCACAUACGAGUAUACAGACAUACCCUUUCAUAACCAAUAUUUUCACAUGUCUAUGUUGGACUACAAUGCCAGGGACCAUGCCCUCUACGGUUGGAAUAAUGGCCACCAGGUGCUGUUUAAUGUUACACUUUUCCACAUCAUUAAAACUGAGGAUGACUCUUAG